AUGGCAAUUGAAAGUUGCUUGCUUAAUUGGGGAAUUAAGAGAGUCUUUACUAUAACUGUUGAUAAUGCCAGUUCAAAUGUUGUUGCAAUUUCCUAUUUGAAAAAGAAAAUCAAUGCUUGGGGGUUUAGCAUUUUAAAUUGCAAAUAUCUUCAUAUGAGAUGCAUUGCCCACAUAAUCAACUUAGUUGUUGUUGAUGGAAUGAAGGAUGGUCUUACUCCAAUUAAAAAGGUUAGAGAUGCAGUUAGGUAUAUUAGGCAAUCUCCUGCGAGGUUGCAAAGGUUUAAGGCAUGUUGUGAGAUGGAAGGGAUUCAAAGUAAGAGUUCUUUAUGCUUAGAUGUGUCCACUAGGUGGAAUUCUACUUAUCUGAUGUUAAGUUCUGCACUAAAGUUUGAAAAUGCAUUUGACAGAUAUGCAACUGUAGAUCCAUACUUUAAAAUUGAUCUUCAAUCAUGUGAGGGUGAUGGUGUGCCAGAUAGUCUAGAAUGGGAAUAUAUUGGAAAAUUUGUUGAAUUUUUGGGACAUUUUUAUGAACUUACUUUGAGAAUUUCUGGAUCUAGAUGUGUUACUUCUAAUAUAUUUUUUGAUGAGAUUAGUUCUAUUGACUGUUUGUUGCAAGAGUGGAAAUCAAGUAAUGACUUGGAAUUGUCAUGUAUGGGAGAGAAGAUGAAGCUUAAAUUUGAUAAAUAUUGGGGGGAUCCUGAUAAGAUGAAUAAAAUUAUUUACAUUGCAGUGGUGGUUGACCCUCGAUAUAAGUUAGAAUUUAUGCAUUUUGCUCUUUCAACUAUGUAUGGAAAAGAAAAGAGAAUAUUUCAAUCUGAAAAUGCAAAUGAACACAUUGGAAAUGUAAGUGAGAGCAUCGAAGAAGGAACAAAAAAGAAACCUAGAAUGAGAUUGGGACAUCAAUUCAUGCAACAUAAAAUAGAGAUUGGUGAAGCGAAGAUCAAGUCUGAUUUAGAUUCUUAUCUGAAUGAGGAUAUUUUAAUUUUGGAUGAGAAAGAAGAUUUUGACAUAUUAAAAUGGUGGAAAAUGAAUGCUAAUAUGUAA
This is a messenger RNA of Manihot esculenta (cassava), 1044 nucleotides long. Its product is annotated as zinc finger BED domain-containing protein RICESLEEPER 2-like. Lineage: Eukaryota; Viridiplantae; Streptophyta; Magnoliopsida; Malpighiales; Euphorbiaceae. The transcript is spliced from 2 exons. The record is from RefSeq and is a predicted model, not a curated record. Gene Ontology annotation, molecular function: DNA binding. Bases 1 to 1044 code for a protein of 347 amino acids.